CAUGUCACAGAACAAGCUAUCAAAAUUGGCGGCCUCCGUUAUUUAUGUAAAAGAAGAAAAUCAUCUAAUGGAAGUUGAUGACCAAGUUGAAUUAUUUGUAAAAGCCGGAGACGAUGGAGAAAGUUACGGAGGAUGUCCCAAAAGUCAACAAAUCUUUAUGGUUCUUCUAAUCAAAGCUGAACAGAGUAGCCUCAAUGUACGAGUAACAACUGUAAAUGUUAAUAAGCAAAGAGCUCAUUUUGGUAGAUUGCCUGCUCUGGUUCACAAGGAUCAGGUUAUAACGGAUCCCGAUGAAAUGUUAGAUUACAUAGAUCGAAACUGGGAACUACCUGAUUUGGAUAUUGAACAAACUAGAGCUCGUCAUGUCACCUUAGAAAUCUUUUCCAAGUUUUCCUUUUUCAUAAAGCAAGUUUCGCACGGCCCGGACAAAAUGAUUGCUGAGUUGUACAGAUUAAACGAAUAUCUCUUAGAAAAUGAACACAAAUACUUAUGCUCGGAUAAUCUAAGCCAUCUCGAUUGUUUGGUUCUACCUAAACUUCAGCAUAUACGAGUGGCAUCAAAAGCUUUCAAAAGCUUCGAAAUCCCAGAUAAAAUGAAAGGAGUUUGGUGCUAUUUAAGAGCGGCUUAUGAUAAUACAAUAUUUAGGCAGACUUGCCCAUCCGACCAGCAAAUAAUCGCUCAUUGGGCUUCCAAACCUGAAUUACCACCUUUGCAGGAUAACGUCAAAUUACAUUAUGCUUGUAUGCCACCAAAAUAUUCUUUCGAUGUUCCUUUGUAA
Dimorphilus gyrociliatus is the source of this 778-nucleotide messenger RNA. The record is from the annotation of a GenBank genome assembly. NCBI's taxonomy places the organism in Eukaryota, Metazoa, Annelida, Polychaeta, Dinophilidae.